This is a messenger RNA of Eublepharis macularius, 6768 nucleotides long. RefSeq names its product centrosomal protein 170 (gene CEP170). Gene Ontology annotation, cellular component: centriole. Lineage: Eukaryota; Metazoa; Chordata; Lepidosauria; Squamata; Eublepharidae. The transcript is spliced from 18 exons. The coding region runs from base 1 to 4908 and encodes 1635 amino acids. The record is from RefSeq and is a predicted model, not a curated record. Gene Ontology annotation, molecular function: protein binding.
AUGAGCUUAACAUCCUGGUUUUUGGUGAGCAGUGGAGGCACCCGCCACAGGCUGCCACGUGAGAUGAUUUUUGUUGGAAGAGAUGACUGUGAACUGAUGUUGCAGUCACGUAGCGUGGAUAAGCAGCAUGCUGUAGUCAACUAUGACUCCUCAACUGAUGAGCACUUGGUGAAGGAUUUAGGCAGUCUAAACGGAACAUUUGUGAAUGAUGUGAGGAUUCCUGAACAAACAUACAUAACCUUAAAACUUGAUGAUAAACUGAGAUUUGGAUAUGAUACUAAUCUUUUUACUGUAGUCAGAGGAGAGAUGAGAGUUCCGGAAGAAGCACUUAAGCAUGAGAAGUUUACAAGUCAACUUCAGUUGUCCCAAAAAUCCUCAGAAGCAGAAAGUUCAAAGCCAACAGGUGUCAAAGUUGCAGAGCCAAAGGUACAAGAUGUUGUUGCUGAAGUGCACCACAAAGCUAUAGAGGCACUAAAAUCUGAAGACAAAUCUACAGAUCUUUCUGCUAUGCCUCGGGGUACACCACUAUAUGGGCAGCCAUCAUGGUGGGGUGAUGAUGAAGCUGAAGAAGUAAAUGGCUACAAACAAGAUGGUAGACCUGAAGAGAAAAUACGAGAAACUGGUGUUUUAGGAUGCAGCACAGAUGGCAAGCAAGCUGAGGAGCAAUCUGCAGCUGCAAGUGAAGAAGAACCUUAUCCUUUUUGUAGGGAGCCAAGUUAUUUUGAAAUCCCUACAAAGGAAUUCCAGCAACAAUCACAAAUGGCCGAGGGUACUAUUCAUGAGAUUCCAACAAAAGACACACACAUAGCAGGGGCAGGGCAUGCUUCAUUUACUAUUGAAUUUGAUGACAGCACCCCAGGAAAAGUAACCAUCAGAGAUCAUGUCACAAAAUUCACUCCAGAUCAGCGCCACAAGCCUAAGAAGCCUUCUCCUGGCACUCAGGAUCUCCCUGGGCUUCAAACUGUGAUGAUGGCACCAGAGAGUAAAGUGGCAAACUGGUUAGCACAAAACAAUCCCCCAACAAUGAUCUGGGAAGCAACAGAGGAAGAUUCAAAAAGUAUUAAGAGUGAUGUUCCAGUCUACUUGAAGAGACUGAAAGGUAAUAAACAUGAUGAUGGGACACAGAGUGAUUCAGAAAACAUUGGAGCACACAAGCAUUACAGUAAGCGAUCAGUGCUUGAAGAACAGUUAAGGCAUCAUUAUACUGAACAAAAAAAGCUGCAUGCAAAAACUCAGGAGACCGGCAAACACCCAGACCAACCUUCUUCAAGUCAGACUGCUUUUAUGAUUGAAUUUUUUGAUGAAGACCAUCCCCGGAAGAGGCGGUCUCAUUCCUUUUCUCAAAAUGUGGGAGCUUUGUGCCCUGAAAUGUCUUCUCCAGUGCCUCAUACAAAAACUGAAAAAGUGAGAUCCACAGCAAGUGACUCUAAAGGGAAUCAGUUACCUUUGCAGCUUGGCUCUACCCAACAAAGACCAGCACAUGCAAAACUUUUAAAGCAAAAAUCAGAAGAACCUUCUGUUGCAUUGCCUUUCUUACAAACUGCCUUGUUAAGAAGUUCUGGAAGCCUUGGGCAUAGGCCAAGUCCAAGCGAGAAUAUGGAAAAGAAGUUAAAAAGCCAGCUGGCAUCAGUAACUAUUGAAAAGGAUGAUGAUGACCAAAGUGAUAAAGGUACUUACACUAUUGAGCUGGAAAACCCCACGGCUGAGGAAGUAGAAGCUCGCAAGAUGAUUGAUAAGGUUUUUGGAGUGGAUGAAAGCCAGGAUUAUAAUAGGCCUGUUAUCAACGAAAGCCAGAAAGAUUUAGUAAAAGAUUGGGCUAUAAAUUCUGCUACAGUAGUGCUGGAAGAAAAAAGACCACUGAGUACAACUGGAUCUCUUGAUACAGAGGAAAGCAUUGGUGCAUCUGGAAGUAAACGCUGGGUGUCGCAGUGGGCUAGUCUAGCUGCUAACCAUACAAAACAUGAAGAAAGUGAAUUGCGGGUUGAGUCAUCUGCUUCUUUAGAAAACGAUGCUGACAUCAGCGAAUCUGGAAUAUCUGUUAGAAGUGCAGGCUCAGUUGCCUCUUUGACCAGCCUAGGAGAUCGAAAAAGAAGAGCACUUCCACAAUUACCAAAAGAGGAAAACAUCACAGAAAGCCAAAAACCAAAGGUUACCACACAUCAGAGAUCGGAGAUAGGAGAAAAACAAGACACGGAACUUCAAGAGAAAGAAACUCCAACUCAUACCCAAAAAGAAAUAGGACAGGAUAUUGGGAACAGCCUAACUAAAACAAGCAGAACAGCGAACGGCCUUUCUCCUAAAGGUGACAAGACAUUUUUUCACUCCAACAGUUGUUCUUCCUCUGGCAAAGAGAGAAGUGAAAAUGGCCGGGAAGUAUCAAUGGUGAAGCAAGCUCUAGCUAAAAUUCAACAGUCAGAACAAAGUGAACUAACACACCGGAUCCCUACUAAGUUGUCUUCUGCAAAAUCUUCAAAUCAAUUUGAAAAGACAAGAGAUGAGUCUUCUGUUCCUCAUAAAAUAGACAGUAAAGAGAAGGCAUCGGGUUGUGGUACAGGAAAAACAGAAAUAAAGGUGGCACAAAUUGAAGGGAAAAGAAGAAAAGCAGAGGAAACUACAAAAUGUCAAACUACAAAAGGAUUUAGUGGUGAUAAGAAAGAAACAUCAAAAACAUUAGUGAGACAAGGCAGUUUUACUAUAGAUAAACCUAGUACAAAUAUACCAAUAGAGCUAAUUCCUCACAUUAAUAAACAAACUGGAACUACCCCAGCAUCUUUUUCUUUAACAUCUGCAAACAGAAUAUCUGAAAAAAGUGAUUCUGUGGAAACAGAUCCUAGUCUAGAUACCACACUUAUUUUAAAAGAUACAGAAGCUGUAAUGGCUUUUCUUGAAGCUAAGCUGCGUGAAGAAAACAAAACAGAUGAAGGACCUGAAACUCCCAGCUAUAAUAGAGACAAUUCCAUUUCACCUGAAUCAGAUGUGGAUACUGCUAGUACAAUUAGUCUAGUUACUGGUGAUAAUGAAAGAAAAUCAACUCAGAAACGAAAAAGUUUUACUACCCUCUACAAAGAUAGGUGUUCCACUGGAUCUCCUUCUAAAGAUGUUUUAAAGUCAUCUUCUACAAGUGCAAGAGACAAAAUUGAAAAGAGAACAAAAAGCCGUUCUUCUGAUGCUGCUUCUAGAGGUGAUACACGCAAGAUUGUGCAGAACAGUGGCAGAAUAAGGCAACCUUCAGUAGAUUUAACAGAUGAUGACCAAACUUCUAGUGUACCUCAUUCUGCUAUUUCUGAUAUCUUAUCUUCUGACCAGGAAAUGUGCUCUGGUAAACCACAUGGAAGGACUCCUUUUAUUUCUGCAGAUGAACGUUUGCAUUCCAAAUCAGAAAGCAUUAGGUCAGCUAAACUGAAGACCUCUUCAGCAUCAGCUGGGCAGUCCAGUAAGUCAACCACUCUUCCAAGGCCUCGCCCCACAAGGACUUCUCUCUUGCGUAGAGCACGGCUAGGUGAAGUUUCAGAUAGUGAACUUGCUGAUGCAGAUAAAGCAUCAGUAGCUUCUGAAGUAUCUACUACAAGUUCUACAUCCAAGCCCCCGUCAGGAAGAAAAAAUAUCUCCAGAAUUGACUUACUUGCCCAGCCACGCAGAAAUAGGCUUGGUUCUUUAUCAGCACGUAGCGACUCUGAAGCAACAAUAACUAGAAGCACUACAUCUCGUACUCCAGAAGCCCUGCUUAGAAGUGGCAUUAGGCUAACACCACCAGCAGAUGGUACUAAAAUUUCUCCUAGAGUUAGAGCAAAUAGCAUUUCUCGACUAUCAGACUCCAAAGCCAAAUCUUUGUCUUCAACUCAUAAUUCUCCAUCAGUAAAUUCAAGAUGGAGGCGCUUUCCUACAGAUUAUGCUUCCACCUCAGAAGAUGAAUUUGGAUCAAACCGUAAUUCCCCUAAACAUGCCCGUCUACGUACUUCUCCAGCCCUGAAAACUACUCGAUUGCAGAACACUGGACCUCCAACCCAAGCUAGCAAUAUCUUCAAACAUAGGAUAAAGGAACAAGAAGAUUACAUUCGUGAUUGGACUGCUCAUCGAGAAGAAAUAGCAAGGAUCAGUCAGGACCUGGCUCUUAUCGCACGGGAAAUCAAUGAUGUAGCAGGAGAGAUAGAUUCGGUGACUUCAUCAGGCACUGCUCCCAGUACCACAGUAAGCACUGCUGCCACCACCCCUGGCUCUGCCAUAGACACUAGAGAAGAGCUAGUUGACCGUGUAUUUGAUGAGAGUCUAAACUUCAGGAAGAUUCCUCCAAUAGUAAAUGCUAAAACACCCGAUGGGAACAAUCGGCCCAGUGAUUCUAAACCACAACCAACAGAUAUUCCUGAACCUCCAACAAUUACACGCCGACGAACCUGGAGUAGGGAUGAAGUCAUGGGAGACACCUUGCUGUUAUCUUCAGUCUUCCAAUUUUCUCGGAAGAUUAGACAGUCCAUAGAUAAAACAGCUGGCAAAAUCAGAAUACUGUUUAAGGACAAAGACCGGAACUGGGAAGACAUUGAGAAGAAACUGCGAGCUGAAAGUGAUGUUCCAAUUGUGAAAACCUCAAGCAUGGAGAUAUCAUCAAUAUUACAAGAGUUGAAGCGAGUGGAGAAGCAACUACAAGUGAUAAAUUCAAUGAUUGACCCUGAUGGAACAUUAGAUGCCUUAAGCAAUUUGGGAUUUGCCAGCCCUGUCCAAGCUGCUCAACCUAAGCAGAAGUCCAGCUCUGUUUCUCAAAGUGCCCAUCCUCAAACACAACAAAACUGCCAACCAGAAGCAAGGGCUGCUUCAAGUGAACUUGGCAACGUUAAAUCUGAGCACAAUUUCAGCAUACAUUUUAAUAGGUUUAAUCCUGAUGGUGAGGAAGAAGAUCCAAAUGUGCAUGAAUGACAUAAAUGUUGUCCAUAUUUUUUAGUAUUGAAUGUGUAGAAUUCAUUUUGAAUCACAGCAUUCAAGAGCUCAAAAGCUUGGUUAAAAUGCCAUUGCUUUGUUAUAACAACUAUUUAACUGCUUUGGAUGUCACACAUGUCUUGAAGUAAACAUUGGAACCAACAUAGAAAAAGCAGUUUGUGAUAAUUUUGUGGGCUAUGUAACCACUUAUUUUGAAUGUGUCCUCUUUAGUUUACUUGGCUUAAACAAACUGUUAAAAUUACAUAAGCAUUUUAACAGUUCGUUAAGUCUCUCGUGCCAAGCUGAUCUAUAAUUGGACUUUGUCACCAAACAUGUAUAAGAAUGAUUAGUCACUUAAAUUUGAUUCUAAACAGGAUUUAAAAUAAGGUGUAUUACAUUUGAAUACUAUAGCACAUUAUGAUAGAAAGGCUUGACAAAGCAUUUGUUGCUGUAUACUGAAUUUCAACCUGGUUUUUUAUAUAACUUCAUUGCUACAUAAAUUGUCUUGUGGUUUACAAAGCUCAGUUAUUAUGUUUGCACUAAGAAUUUGCUGGGAGUGGCAAGUGAACAUAACAGUAUCAAUAGGAGCUAAUAAUUUUGAUGUACAUAGAAAAUUGAUCAUAUUUGUCAUGAAAAAGAAAACGCACUUCCCAAAAGGAUCCAUUUGACCCUUGCUGAUCCUGUUCAAUGUCUUUUUUGAUGUUGAUGAAAAUAAAAUUUCAUAUCAUUUCUGUCCAGAUGUUUGGAACUAUAAAAGCAGUUUAAAUGCUUGCUUGACGUUCUUGUAUCACCAGGGUCAAAUGAAAAAUACAUGACAAGAGCUCCUUGAGAUGAUCAUGAGUUGUAAAAUUUUAUUCAAGAGAUUUGGAAAUAGAAUAGUGAUAAUCUGGUUAGCAGAUUCGCUGCAAGCAUCCAAAAUAAUAACAUUUUUCUGUAGACUGUACGAAGUCUUUGUUUGUUCUUUAAGAAUUCUGGAAGAAAACUGCUAACAUAGGGCUUUUGCUUAUAUUGCUUAACAACAAAGCUAUUAAAAUAUCUCAAUAUAAGCCUAUUUACCUUUAAAGUAGUCCCAGUAACUUAAAAUUUGGAAAUAAUAAAAAUAAGCAACUUUGUAUUUCCAGAACACUGUAAUUUGAAGGUCUUCUGUUAAUGCAACUAAUGACUGGAAUUUUCUUACGUUUUUGCAUCCAUCUGUAUACUAAGGUUACAAAUACAAUUUUGAAGCUUUUACUAAAUAGUCUUUAAUAUUUCAGCAAUAAUCUUGUGUGUCACUUAUUUAAAAAUACUUUUUCCCUGUACAUUUUUAAACUGUAUACGAUUUUGAAGUCAUUGCAAAGUUUGACCAAUUAAAUAUACGAAAACAAAUUUUGUAGAGAUGUAUAAAAUUUUAAAAACCAAUAAUUCUGUUGUAUACUGGGUUUAAUUUUUUUGCUUUAAAAUUAAAAACCACUUCUUCUCAAACUCUGUAUCCCAUUUGCUCUGUAUUAACAACAGUAGUCAGGAAAACAUUUGCUUACAGAUGCUGUUAAACUUUCAACUGAUGAAAGAUGAAAUACACAGAGCAAUGGCAAGGCUUUGGUCAUCAUAAUUCCUUUUUAUUUUCAAUGCUUGGGAAAAGAACUGCAAACACACAACUGUGGAAACAUAGGAAAUGGUUACGGAAAAAUUAAACAGUUUAAGCUCUUUACACAAUUGUUUGUGUUCUUUCAGACUCUACACAUUUUGUGUUCUGAAUUGUUUGCAUUUACAAUGUUUUAUUUGUAUGGACUCGUAAUCCUUAUUUAUUUUUGUUACAUUUAUUAUGUACAUUAUUAUAUGCAUUUACAACUCCAUUUUUAAAUAAAGUGUUUCUGGAACUUU